UGACGUUAUUUGAAUAUGUGCCCAAAAUCCUUAAUGAAUAACUUAGGACGAGUAGGAGGCAAAUGCUGCCCCAGCUGUUUCCUGUUGAAAAUGUCUGUGUAAUGUAGAUAAAUGUGAGGGAUUUUCUCUCUAAAUCCGUCUCCUGUUCGCUAAAUCUCACUUCUCCAAAACGAGCCUGCGCAAUGGAACAAAGUCGGAAUAUUGAGAUGUGACAUUGCCCGCAUCUCAUCCUCUUUCUCCCCGUUUUUAAUGACUUCAAACAAGUUCAUUUUCGCUGGGCUUUGUCUUGCGGAGACCCGUGGGGAUGUCUAGCGCUCUCUCCUUUCAGUGGCAUUUAUGUGAUGUCUUCAAGAGUGCGAUGUGCUGUAUCUCCUGUAGCCACACCCUCUCACUACUGCUGUGCGUCCUCACCCUGACUCCGACGGCAACAGGGGCGGGACCAGAGACCCUGUGCGGGGCGGAGCUGGUCGACACGCUGCAGUUUGUGUGUGGAGAUAGAGGCUUUUAUUUCAGUAAACCAACAGGCUAUGGCCCCAAUGCACGGCGAUCACGUGGCAUUGUGGACGAGUGCUGCUUCCAAAGCUGUGAGCUGCGGCGCCUGGAGAUGUACUGUGCACCUGCCAAGACUAGCAAGCCUGCUCGCUCUGUGCGUGCACAGCGCCACACAGACAUGCCGAGAGCACCUAAGGUUAGUACUGCAGGGCACAAAGUGGACAAGGGCACAGAGCGUAGGACAGCACAGCAGCCAGACAAGACAAAAAACAAGAAGAGACCUUUAUCUGGACAUAGUCAUUCAUCCUUCAAGGAAGUGCAUCAGAAAAAUUCCAGUCGAGGCAACACGGGGGGCAGAAAUUACAGAAUGUAGGGAAGGAGUGAAUGGACAAAUGCCCUGCGACUUGGGAAGAGAGAAGGGAGUGGCCUUACCUGGUACCCCUGUGGAAUGGUUCACUGUAAAACAAAACAAAGAGAAAGCUAACAGUGGUCUGAAAAGCUCUUCAAAAUGAUUGAAACCUGAGAGCUAAGUGUUGUUUAAGGGUUUGAUGAGGGAUCUUGUGAUUAUUUUAUACACUGCACCAUUCCAUAUCAGGAGGAAUUCUUUGUUAAUGCAAUGUAACAGACUAGUUUAGCUGCUGAGACACGAACAAGAGCUUAUUAUACCUCCAUGUGUGAGCUGCAGCAUCCCCUGGCUCCAGGAAAUCUGGGCUUCAGCCAAUCAGAGAGCGGCAGGCUGUGUUUGAGAAUGAGUGGUCCAUCCUGUCCCUUGAACUUUGGGGAAGUAAAUCCUUUUACUCUAAGAGAGUGGAUUCAUUCGCUCCUUUAGUAAGACAGGAUACUUUGACAUCAGUCACAUAUAACAGUUACUACCCCGGUUAAUUAUCUUACCUUCAGAGUUUGUUUUUAUGCACCAUGCAUUACGGAGGAUUAUUUUUAAAAAACGAGGUCAUUAUCAGACUUUAACAUUGUUGUAGUUAUUUUACCUUGAGCCCAAAUCAAAUCCCUACUUCUCAUUGACUGAAGCAGUGUUCUGCUAAGUGGAGUCCCUUGAAGGUUUGAGUCCAAUCCAAAUCCCUCCUAAGCCUCAGGAAGUGUUGAGAAUCUGAGGACUGAGUCUCCAAUCCAAACACUUCUAUAACAACAGAUCAAGCAUCAUUAGAGGGGAUUUUAAGGAACAGUUGGUUCUGCAAAAACAAGAUUUUGUCUGUUUUCAAAAACAGAGAAACAAAUUAACCAGAAGCUAAAUUGAAUUAAAGUUUUUUUUGGUCAGUCAGUGCAUGGCGCUUGUUUGAUUGUCAGAAAUGGGUCAUUCAGUGGAUUCAAAGUGCAUUUGGCUCAAGUCGGUGGCGACAAUCUGGCAAAAUGUUUGUUGUCUGCAUCCUUUUCACAUGUCACCACCAUGGCCAAAUCUAAUUUUUGCAAGUCAACAAGCACUCUAAGACACCCACCAGAAUCCACGAGAUUAAAAUCUUUUUCUUGUCCUCUUGAAGAACAAUGUGUUCCCAAAUCAGUCAACACAGAAGUUUAAAGCAAAAUACGGAAAGACUUUAACAAUAGGCAUGUAGAUGGGAAGUUUAAUGAUUAAUCAAUCUUGGCCUGUUAUAUUUUGUUAGUUUAGGGAGGCCGAGAACUGCUUUAACUUUAGUUGUCGCUUGGACUGCAUUACCUGCUAUCAUGGCGAGAGUAGAACAAAACUCCACUGCAUCUGUUGCAAAGUCCACUGAAGAAACAUGCAGAUUACAUGAUUUGGUAAAUAUUGCAAACCAAAGUGACAAGUCCUCCUGGAGAUGUGAGAUACGGCACACGUAUAACAGUACACAAACACACAUACAAAGCACCCACAGUGUAAAUGAGAGUUGUGUAACUGUGAGCAAGGUUCAAGCACACACAAACACACAUGUUUCAUAAAAAGCCAGUUCUGAGAAGUCCUUGCAUGAGGACUGACAGUCAUGGCUGUUUGUCCAAGCCUCCUUGUGGAUUUACAGUCAUUUUUUCUCACAAACCACCCAAGACAUCUCAUCUCUGGCUCUGCCUCCUCUGCCUGUGUAUAAUCAAACAGUACUCCCAUAUAUGUUAACCUAUGCAUUACUAUCAUUCAUUGUACAUGAUGGUUUCAUAUAACAAAACUGUAUUAAGAAUCCUAUCCACUGUAUAAUGGUGCUAUUUUGUAGUUUGUUACUUGCAAGAGAUGGCUAAGACGGACAGAUGGCAGGGCUUACAUUGAAGGUCUUCCCUUUUGCACAGCCUUGUGGCCACCAUUUUAAUAGUGUUUUUAUUUGUAAGCUGUUUCAAUAAGGUAGUAGUGUAAGCGAGCAAAUGUAUCUGUGUGAAAUCUGUGAAUGCAUGGAGAUAAAAAAAGAAAAUGAAAAUACCAUGUUGUGGUCCCAAGAAGGCAAAAUGCUAUUUUUUCUACUGUUUUUGAAUUAUUUUCUCAAUAUAGAUCCCUUAUGCCAAAUAACUUGACAAAAGUACUGUGAACUGUGAUUCUUCCAAUUGUAUUGAGAUUGUUGAAAUUCAUGGUGUGCUUUUGUCUGUCCUGAGAUGUGUGUACAUGCACUUCACUGGAAGCCAAGGUACUGAUUAUUGAAAACACUUAACGCGAGGCUAUGUAACUUUUGCUGAACAGCGCCCACUGUGGCUACAAGUGAUAAUUACAGGAUAAUAGUAUUAAAUUUGCCUUCAUUUUCAAAUAUUCUCUUGACUCAGAUGCUUGAGAGGCACUGUUGUGUUUAUCUGUGACAUGCUAAAAUGUAGUGUAACAGGAGCACAAGUAGAGAAGAGCUGGUGUCCAUUUAUGCUUCCUAUCAAGAUGUGCUACUUAGUGGUUCUGUGCAUGCACAUGACCCUCAAGCGUGGUCUGUUUCCACGCAAAUAAAUCUGUGCAACCUUCCUGUUGGGCAUGUCAUCAAGACUGUGGCUGAUCGUGAGCAAUAUCUAAAAAAAACAUGGAGUGUGUAGUGGUGCAAUAUAAAAUGAUUCUGUAAUGGGAGCAUUAUUUGAUAGGGGAUAUUAGUAGUCAAAGUACGCUACGCCUAAAAUCUUAAAUUAUGAUGUUAUAAUUAUCAUAUAUAAUAUAAGAAUACUGUGAGAGUUAUACCUUUAUAGGAUUGGAAAUGGGAACACAUAAGGUAGCAUUUUUUGAUGGGGCAGUGAGAAUCGAUAGAAUCUGCUAUGGAUAGCAUAUAUCGUCAGAACACCGUAUGAGCAAAUAUAAGCCUACUUAUUAAUGUCACACAGCGUCUAGCUUAAAAUAAUAGUUCAGAAUUUUGGGAAAUUCACUUUCUUGUUGAGAAUUUAAUAAGAUCAAUUCAACUUUCGUUUCAUUCUGGUAAAUAUUCAGCCAGCAGCUUAGCUUAGCACAAAAAGUGGAAAUUACCUAGCCUGGCUCUGUCCAAAGUUAACAAAAUCCACCUACCAGCACAUCUACAGUACAUAAAUGAACAAAAGAAAUGACCCCAUAAAAUCCCAGUGUGUCAUUUUUACACUCAGUUUGUUUUACAGAUUAAACAAAAGAGAUUUGUGUGUUAAUAUAUGAGCUUUAGUGGUGCUGGUAGGUUUACUUCCCCCCUUUCAGAUAGAGCCCAGCUAGCUAGCUGUUUCCCCCUGUUUCCAGUCUUUAUGCUAGGCUAUACUCUCUGAUCUGGUUGUAGCUUGUAACUAUUUAGUGUCCAGAUAUGGGAGCAUUAUCAAUAUUCUGAAUCUUGCAAGAAUGCAAAUAAGCAUACAUUCAAUAAAUGCCGAACUGUUGCUUGAAGUUUGCUUACGUUAGCUAACAUUAGCCUGUUGCAGGUCAUACCAGACCAAAUAAGGUUGUAGUGGCAAACUACUUAACUUUUUAUUUGUAAGAAGAAAAAUGUUAUAUCCUUCGAAAGUUACAGAGUCUCAUUUAAAGAAUAAGCCAGGAGUUUAAUUUAUUUUGACUAAACAUUUGUUAGCAGCUCUCUGAAUUAAAAUUUAUUUUCACAGAUUAAUUUAAAAGUGUGUUUUUAUCUGUAACGAUCAAGGUUUUAAAAUGGGAAUUUGCACAUGUACUUUGGUGUCUAUAGCUUACAAAUUCUCAUAUCAGUUGACCUGGCGGCUGAAAUGAAAAAGAAGUUGGUUGAAGAACAACUCUGGUCCUCCCAGAUCUUCAGAUAUACAGUACAAACCAAAGACUUUAUAAUGAGAAAAAUGCUCACUCAGCACUAUUAUGUCAUUAAAUAUCAGUUGAUGCCAUCAUUAUCUGAACUGCACUGCAGCUACAAUACACCCUUCACACACUGUGUCUGGUACCUGAAAUACAGCUUGUGUAAUAGACAGCAAAGUGAGCCAGUAUAUAGGGUUUAUUUGGAGCAGCGAUGAAGAAGGCUACAGCAACCAACUUAAAAUCAUCUGACUACAAGUCAAUUAAACAUCUGUUUGUCACUUGUGUGAAAUAAUAGAUAAAACUGAAAAUGUGGGAGUUAGUGAGACAUUCACGACUAUGUGAAGUGUUUAAUGAGAAAGCUCACUGAUGAAGCUCACUGUCCCAAGAAACUGUUUGAUUACAGCGCUGUUAUUUAUGGUGCUCGAUUGCCUUCUGUAGAAAAAAAAAUACUGACAAAUUGUUCACCAUUCCUGCUGAAUAAACCACUUCUCAACAUCA
Micropterus salmoides (largemouth bass) is the source of this 5119-nucleotide messenger RNA. RefSeq names its product insulin-like growth factor 1 (gene igf1). The record is from RefSeq and is a predicted model, not a curated record. The transcript has 5 exons. Lineage: Eukaryota; Metazoa; Chordata; Actinopteri; Centrarchiformes; Centrarchidae. Gene Ontology annotation, molecular function: growth factor activity; hormone activity. The coding region runs from base 305 to 865 and encodes 186 amino acids. Gene Ontology annotation, cellular component: extracellular region.